Mya arenaria is the source of this 1605-nucleotide messenger RNA. Its product is annotated as hexokinase type 2-like. The coding region runs from base 88 to 1506 and encodes 472 amino acids. The transcript has 12 exons. Lineage: Eukaryota; Metazoa; Mollusca; Bivalvia; Myida; Myidae. Gene Ontology annotation, biological process: intracellular glucose homeostasis; glycolytic process; glucose 6-phosphate metabolic process. The record is from RefSeq and is a predicted model, not a curated record. Gene Ontology annotation, cellular component: cytosol; mitochondrion. Gene Ontology annotation, molecular function: mannokinase activity; fructokinase activity; glucokinase activity.
UCCGGCAAUGUACACAAGGUUAAAAUGUAUUCCAACGACAUAGGAAUUUAAAGCAGAACCUGUGAGUCUUAAACAUCUCCGUUAACAAUGGAACUUCUCGAAAAUAGAAAGCGAAUUAAAGCACUAAGCAACGAUGAUAAACGAGAAAAGGUUGUAAAGGCUCUUUCACAGAUCGUUUUUGAUGAUGCAAAGAUUCUACGUAUGAUUCAAACAUUCGAAGAGCAAAUACAACUGGCGAACAGUACAGACGAAAACAAACGCAGUCAAACAGAUCUGUUCUGGGAAAAUACGUUUGUGAGGGGACUGUUUGAUGGCACAGAAUGCGGGACAUAUCUAGGAAUGGACCUGGGCGGCACCAAUUUCCGGGUGGUCCGGGUGGACAUGAAGGACGGCAAGGCCAACACCCAGACCAAAUACUACAACCUGGAGAAGAAACUGCUCGUUGGGUCCAGCUCCGAGCUGUUCGAUUAUAUCGCUGUUAGUCUGAGGUCCUUUCUAUCAGAAGAAACAUUUCCCUACCAAGAGGUGCCGCUAGGUUUCACGUUUUCCUUCCCUUCCCGCCAAAUAAGUCUGAAGCGGAGUACGAUAUCUACAUGGACAAAGAGCAUCAAAUGCACUGACGGGGUGGGGCUAGACUCGGUAUCUCUGUUGGAGGAGGCAAUAGAUCGACUCGGGAGAGACACAUUUCCUGUGCGUGUAAAUGUUGUGGCCAGAAUUAGCGACACAACUGGGACGUUACUCGCUGGAAAUCUGCUAGACCAUGAGUGUAAAAUCGGCCUCAUAUUGGGCACGGGCUCGAACGCAGCUUUUGUCGAGUACAUCCGGAAUAUAGAGAAAUGGGACACGUGCUAUAAAGACAACGACCCGUCAGACAAAGUGGUCAUCAACUGCGAGUUCGGGGCCCUGGGUGACAAUGGAUGCCUGGACUUUAUGAAGACCGAGUUUGACAGAGAACUGGACCGACAUUCAAACCACCCAGGAUCAUACACGUUUGAGAAACACUACAGCGGUCAUUAUCUGGGCGAGCUGGUGCGACUGGCGCUGGUGCGACUGGCAGCUGAUGGUCUAGUGUUUGCGGAAACUCCAUGCGAUAAACUGAGCGAGCGAUGGGCGUUGACUACGUCCCAUGUGACUGAUAUUGAAAGGGUCACUGAUGGGGAUAGUCCAACCCUGCAGGCGUUCCUGGAGGAGUUCGGGGUGAGUUCCCCGAGUGAGGACGAUAUAUUGCUGGUACGGGAGGUAUGUGAGCUCAUGUCAACCAGGGGAGCCUACAUUGUGGCCACAGCCAUGGUGGUUCUACUGAACCACAUUGAUCUACCGGAAGUGACGAUAGCAGUGGACGGAUCAUUGUACGAGCACCACCCGAAAUACCACAACAACAUGGCGUCCUUUAUAGCUAAAUGGAGACCUCAAACAAAGACGACACUGAGACUGGUUAAGGAUGGAAGCGGCCAGGGAGGUGCUCUAGUGGCUGCUAUAGAAGCAAAAUCGGCAAAACGUCCUUAAAAUGAACUGGGCUUCAGAAUGCUCUGUCAGUAAACGUACUUUUGUUGUCGACAUUUUCUUGUAUAUAUAACCUGAAAACGAAAUAAAGUUGAAAACAGA